AUGGCCUUGAUAUACAUGUGUACACGACUAACCGUCAAUAUAUCGCAGAUCUAUAUGCCAAUGUAUAUUACAGAAACACUGCACAUGCACAAAGACUCGGUAGCUAUCGUUCCGUUGGUUGGAUAUGCUGCUGGAUUCUGCACAUCACUCUUCAUGAAUAACACAAAUAAGCUACUGGGACGAAAGAGAACAUACAUAGUCGGUAUAUCGUGUACACUGGGAGCGUGCGUGUGGAUCUUCUUUAUUGACGAGGCGACGUCUAGUCGUGUUUAUGGGGUCGCUGCCCUGAGUGGUGUGGGAGGCUCCACGGUCCUUGUGACGUCACUGGCCAUGACAUCUGAUCUCAUAGACCAAUAUUCGAACAGUGCCGCCUUUGUGUAUGGAGCGAUGAGUUUUACGGAAAAACUUGCCAAUGGACUGGCUGUCGUUCUUAUACAACGCUACAACCCCUGUGAGAAUGGUUCUGCUGCCCACAUGACGCAUCACUGCACCGUGUAUUAUCGUGACGUCCUGGUGACGGUACCGGGGGGCGUGACCUUCAUCUCCCUCCUCGUGCUACUCAGCACCAUGUCCUCCAUCGGCGGCAGGAGCGGCUGGAAAGAACACAGAAUAUUGCAGUCCACUUCACAUGACAAAUAUUAGGAUCGGGUCACUGAAGAAACACCAAGAUUUAAUGAGCAGAUAGUUGAGAUUUGGAAACGUUUAAAACCUUGCAAUGCAAAGAGUGAAGACUUCCGGAAAGCUUGAAAUGACUUCUUGAGACAGGAAGUCGUUUAUGUAUCAUUAAAGACUUAUUACCGCGUUUUAAGGGUAGGGGACUCGCUUUGCAAAGUGAUAAACAAAUAUUAGAGGGUGGAUUCCUCUCAGAUUUAGUGGACAUAUAAUGUACAUGCAGAACUUGAGGACAUAUCUACUUUCUUUCCACUACAAAAAUAUUGGUUUCACAGACGGUUCUUGUGCCAAGGUCGCUAUCUGCUAAUGGAAAUCUUUUAAUAUAACAAACAUUAGUUGUAAUGUCCUAAUUUGAAUAAUAAACAAUCUGAACACGUU
Messenger RNA from Ostrea edulis (European flat oyster), 1050 nucleotides. RefSeq names its product major facilitator superfamily domain-containing protein 12-like. The record is from RefSeq and is a predicted model, not a curated record. The transcript is spliced from 6 exons. Gene Ontology annotation, molecular function: symporter activity. Gene Ontology annotation, cellular component: membrane. Gene Ontology annotation, biological process: transmembrane transport; carbohydrate transport. Bases 1 to 642 code for a protein of 213 amino acids. NCBI's taxonomy places the organism in Eukaryota, Metazoa, Mollusca, Bivalvia, Ostreida, Ostreidae.